UCAUUUAAAUGUUUAAAAAUAUUUUAAAACACUUUAAUCCGUUUUAUAAUGGCUUAGUGCCGAAAAUCAUUAAGUAAAAAUGUAUGUCAUUAAGUAAUUAUUGCGCGAAAUUUCCAUAAAAGUAGGCCAACGCGUUGUAAAAAUGUUGAGAUUUUUUCCCGAUUUAAUCCAUUAAUUAAACGUCAGUUUAUCUGUAAUAGCCGUUUCGACCCGGCAAUCGAAUGAACUCGACAUUUAAUGGAACCUUGGAAUUCCGGUAAACGCCCCGAGUUUUGUUUUAAUCCUCUAAAAAUAGGGAUGCUGAACGAAAAAUCUAUAUAUACACACGAAAUCUCUUAAACGAAAUUUGCACGUUGAUAAUAAUGAUUAAAAAUGUUAAUCGAGUCGACGUGAUCGCUCCUUUUUUUUUAAAUUGCUGACGUCACGAACAUCGACACCCGAAAAUUUAUUGUUGUAUUUAAAUGUAGGGCCUUUCGAGAGAUCGAAAGAGGAGGCCGUGGCCACCUCUCGUCAUAUGCGAGAAGCUGUAAAGGCCCGUUUAGCUUCCUCUACAGCCAGGAAAAUCAAUAGAGGCCUGGAGAACAAGUGUUAAAAAUUUGCAUUGUAUUUUUUAAAUAAUAAAAUUAGGCUGAAAGUAAUGGUGUUUCCUCCUACAUUACACAGUAUUUUAUGUGUAUUGAUAAUUUUUAACACGUUUUUAAGGCCCGUAUAAUUAUGCAGCUCUCUCACAAAUGGCCCUACUGAUCCGUGUUAAUGGAAGCCGACGACAAAAGAAGAUGCUGUAAUUAAAUCGUGUGAUUUACUUUAAUUAAAAAAUAUACACACGCAGAAGGAGAGAUUAUAUUGCGUGCAUUAAUUUAGUUUCAAUUCUGCAAUCAUUUCCUCCAUCUUGAAUGUAGGUUAAAUCGGUAAAACGGAAAAUUCGUGCAGAUCAUUUACGAAAUCGAUAGAAUUAAAUGGUGUAAGUUAAAUGAUCGGAUGAAAAUUAAGUGUUUAAAAUGACAUGGUUACGCACGCACAGUGAGCCGCAUUUGUCUACCGUAGAAAGUUUGGCAGUUGCGCAUCUUAUGACAUGAAAAAUAAAAUAAUGGGAGAACAGUUAAUCGAAGAACCUAGUCCUUAUUAUACGUAUGAAUCCAAAGGAAUGUUUCGUGCGUCCUUCCAAAAGUUGUAUCGCUUCCUGAAGGAAGAUGUUCUGUGCGACGUGGAGAUCCGAACUGGAAGAAAAGCCAUACGGUGCCAUAGAGUCGUACUGGCGUGUUGUAGUCCGUACUUUCAAGCCAUGUUUACUAAUUCUUUGGCUGAAAGUAGGCAGAAAAUCAUCACCAUCAGCGAGAUAGAUGAAAGUGCCAUGGAGUUACUAAUAAACUUUGCCUAUACGGCUAAAGUUGAAUUGAAUGUGACCAAUGCUCAAUCGGUAUUACACGCAGCAUCCGUGCUCCAACUAGAAGCUCUUAUCCAAGCGUGCUGUGAAUUCAUGCAACUUCACUUGCAUCCUACUAACUGCCUCAGCAUAAGACAGUUUGCCGAGCAGCAUGGACUUAUGUCUCUCGCACAACAAGCGGAUGCAUUUACAUGUUUCCACUUCCAAGAAGUUCUAAAGAGCGAUGAACUGUUAACUAUAUCCGCUAACCAUUUGCAAGAUUUAAUUUCUUCGCCUAAUCUCUAUGUGGAAAAUGAAGCACAGGUAUGUGAAACUGUCUUCCGGUGGGUGCAUCACAAUGUCGAAAAGAGGAAAGAUUUAUUACCCAGUUUAUUAUCGAAAGUGAAACUUCCACUUUUGACUCAAUCGUAUUUGAAACGUCACGUCGAACCUCAAGAUUUGGUCAGACGGAAUCUAGAAUGCCGUGAUUUAUUAGACGAGGCGAGAGAUUUUCAACUGUGGCAAGUUUCUCAAUUACCUUGUUUGAGGCGACCGUCUAAUGAAUUAACCAGACCUAGGAAAAGUUAUGCAGGUACUCUCUUUUGUGUCGGCGGACGAGGUAUAUCGGGAGAGCCCUUUUCCUCUAUAGAAUGUUAUAACUGGUUUAGAAAUUCUUGGUUUAAUGUGGUCAGCAUGAACACUAAGAGGCGACAUGUGGCUUGUAUAUCUAUAGAAGGAAAGAUUUAUGCUGUUGGAGGUUGUAAUGAUAAAGAACAUCUCUCCAGUGUUGAAGUGUUUAAUCCAUUAACAAAUAAGUGGAAUUUCAUUGCUUCUAUGUCCACAUCAAGGAGAGGAUUGGGACUGAGUUGUUUAGGAGGCCCAAUUUAUGCCGUGGGUGGUUUAGACGAUAAUUCGUUCUAUGCAACGGUAGAAAGAUACGAUAUCAGUUCGGAUACCUGGUAUACGGUCACUUCUAUGAACGAAGCCAGAGGAGGAGUUGCUGUUGCAACUUUAAAGGGUUUCCUGUAUGCCAUAGGAGGAAACAAUGGACCAAAUUCAUUAUCCUCGUGUGAAAAAUACGACCCUCAUCUCAACAAGUGGAUACAAAUCUCUCAGAUGAGACAAAGUAGGGCGGGUGCAGGUGCUGCGGUCCUCGAUGGAUUCCUCUACGUUGUAGGUGGAUUCGAUAACAACAUUCCAUUGAAUUCCGUCGAAAGAUACGACCCCGAGACAAACACGUGGACAAAUCUCAGUUCCAUGACAACGUGCAGAGGUGGCGUGGGGGUGGCAUCGUUAGGAGGGCAUAUUUUUGCUGUAGGAGGCCACAACGGUAGCAGUUAUCUGGACAGCGUGGAGAUGUACGAUCCUCUACAAGACAGAUGGGAAACAAUGGCUAAAAUAGGGAUAGGUAGAGCCGGAGCCGGUGUUGCCUGGUGUCCAUGCUCACCGGAAAAUCUGUAUAAUUUGAAUAGAAACAUGAACGAAAAUCAAAUCCCUACUUGAUUUACGUCCCGUUCUUCUUCCUCCCUCCGUAAUUAAGUAAAUAAAUAAAGCAUUCUAGUCGUGUUGGAAACGUGGAAAGCUCGUACAGAUAUUUCACCCCUUAAAUUUUUAUUUGUUUCUUUUGUUUUUCAAACACUAAAUGACGUGUAUUUAUGAAGAAAUUUAAUAUAGGGAAUAGAGAAAAUAUACGUGCCAGGUGACUAAAUUACUCGAAAGAUGUGUGAUGAAGGCAUUUAAAGAAAUUAGAAUAUCUUCUAUUAAACUGUGAUCGAGUGAUUGUAAAUAUGUUGUAAUGUAAUUUUACAUCUUUCUAGUACAAAAUACUUUAGCUGUGUCUAGUUAUAAGCAUCCACAUCAUAGAAAACAAUGUAGAAACCUUCGUUUUCUUUAAGAAUUUCCAUUGUUAACCACCAUUUUUUUCUUACCAAAGAAACUAAAUUACUGCUCAACAGUACACUUAUGUGAUUAUUAUUAUUAUUAUUAUUAUACGAUUUUUAACGUGUAAUUAAUGUAUUUAAAUUAGUUAUUUGCUACAAUUAAUAGUCUAUAUAUA
Messenger RNA from Centruroides sculpturatus (bark scorpion), 3419 nucleotides. Its product is annotated as kelch-like protein 8. The transcript is spliced from 9 exons. The record is from RefSeq and is a predicted model, not a curated record. NCBI's taxonomy places the organism in Eukaryota, Metazoa, Arthropoda, Arachnida, Scorpiones, Buthidae. Bases 1073 to 2866 code for a protein of 597 amino acids. Gene Ontology annotation, molecular function: protein binding.